CUCAAGUCUUCCGACAUGUCGUCGAUUGUCAAAAACCGCAAGUGGUUCCGUAUUCGUUGGUUCCAGGGCCAUAACACACCCGAGGAGCGCAAGUUGAUUUUCAAGCUGGAUCUUCUAAUCGUACCCUAUGUCUUUUUGGUGUGUUGGGUUAAAUAUGUUGAUCAAGCCAACAUCAAUAAUGCCUACCUGCAAACGAUGUACAUCACAGGCGCUGUCUUAGGACAACUUCCUUUUAUGUACUUGCUUACAAUCGGUUGGUUUGAAGCCGCUUUUUUCCCCGCGAUACACUAUGGUCUUGGUUUAUGGUAUAGGGGUGACCAAGUUGGACGUCGAGGCGGAGUCUUCUACGUUGGUCUCUCGUUGGGCGCACUCGCUGUAACUCUCAUUCAAUCCGCCGCAUCGAAAAGCCUGGAUGGCGUCCAUGAUCUCGCAGGUUGUCGAUGGAUGUACAUCAUCUGUGCCAUCAUUACAAUUCCAGUAGGCAUUCUCGGCUUCUUAGUCGUUCCGGGAACACCGGAUCGACCCAACAUGUGGAUCUUGGAAGAACAUGAUGUUAAACUUGCCAAGAAAACUUAUAAUACAUUCGCUGGUGGAUAUUUGCUAUGGAUGAAGUCCUUAAAACGAUUCACUUCAGUCUGCAUCAAUGAGCUGGGCGCUAUAUCGCCCGCUAUCGGAAUAUUUUGCACGCUUGCAGUUUGUUUUGCGUCGGAUCUUUUCUUAGGUCCUUUCUGGGCGAUCACUGUUGCGCAUAUCUGGAACAAUACUGGGCUGAUCAUUCUGAUUGCUCCAGAAGCAGCUUUAUGGUUUGCUUUCAUGACGACGUACUCAGCGGUAGCUAUGUCAAGUGUGCUCUACGGUUGUAUCAACAGCCAAAUGAGCUACUCACCUGCUGAGAGAUCGGUAGCGUUGGUUCUCGCAAAUGCGUUCGCGCAGUUUACCACUGCCUGGACGCCACGUCUAGUCUUCAAGACAGUUGAAGGGCCCAGCUUCCGCAAAGGCCAUGCAUUUGUACUUGCAAACGCGGUAUGCUUGGUCGUCCUUGCCCACAUCAUUGACUACUACAUAAAGAAACAGCAAAGACUUACAUCGCCGCAAUCCGAGGAUGAUAGUAAAACUCCUAUCGAGGAAACAGUAUCCCACAGACCCUCAAGCAAGAACAUCCCCUGAGGCUUAGGACAAGGCUUGAUAAAUGCAGUUGAAUUAUUUUGCCACGCAUUUUGUAAUCGACAGAAUGAUAAAUCUCUAAAUUUGUGUCGGGCUAGGACGCACAGGUGAAUCUUGAGAGAUUGAUGUUGAAUUACCAAGUAAUGUUAAUUGCGAUUAUAGAC
Molecule: messenger RNA, 1328 nt
Organism: Dothidotthia symphoricarpi CBS 119687
Lineage: Eukaryota; Fungi; Ascomycota; Dothideomycetes; Pleosporales; Dothidotthiaceae
Product: MFS general substrate transporter
Exons: 7
Coding region: 16-1167 (383 amino acids)
Cellular component (GO): membrane
Molecular function (GO): transmembrane transporter activity
Source: RefSeq, a predicted model, not a curated record